Messenger RNA from Amborella trichopoda, 1962 nucleotides. Its product is annotated as putative xyloglucan galactosyltransferase GT20. Gene Ontology annotation, molecular function: glycosyltransferase activity. The record is from RefSeq and is a predicted model, not a curated record. Lineage: Eukaryota; Viridiplantae; Streptophyta; Magnoliopsida; Amborellales; Amborellaceae.
AUGGUGGAUAAAACCUUAGUAGACCUCCUACAAGCUUCAAAAAUGGCAGCCACCCUCCAUAGAAAGAGAGCCUUAGAAGCCAGGCGCCUGGCCAAAGAGCCUGGCCCUCUUGAACUCUUUCCUCGCAAGCUCCUCAUUCUUCCACCCACAGUCAUUCUCUUAGUGCUCUUGUAUUUUUCGGUUUCUUCCACUCUUCUUUCGGUCUCCUUGUUCCAUGUUUGUGUUUCCUCUCGAAAGCUCCAUGUCUAUUGCUUAUCAGCUGCCACUGCCCCUAUUUCUGGUCACCACCAACUUUAUCAGACCUUCGACAAGGGUACCGAAGCUUCGCUCCCCUCCCUCUCCCAAAAUUACAGCUACCCAAUCGUCGACUCGACCGAAUCUAGAGGCUACCAAAGAGGUGAGACCUUUGACAAAGACAUCAAAGUUUCUCUCAACUCACUCCCACAAAAUUACCCAGCACCAGUCGCCUACUCUGCCAAAUCUAGCAGCAACCAAAGCGAUCAUACCUUCAACAAAGAUAUAAGGGCUUCUCUCGACUCAUUCCCCCAAAAUUUCAACACCCCAGUGGCUGUGUCUGCCAAAUCUAGCCGAAGAGAAGAAAACUUUGACAAAAAUAUCAAAGCUUUGCUCCCCCAUUUGCACCAAAAUUCUAGGCAGCCAAUUGCCGAUACCGCCGAGACCAAAAGAGGAAGUCGAAGAGACCAGAACAUACAUAUUAACCCUGUGGUAGAAGAACAAAUGAAAUCCCUCAGAACUUUGAGAAACCAUGCCUUGACCAGGAACAAAACAUGUCAAGGAAGAGGAAUCUAUGUAUACGACCUCCCCUCUAAAUUCAACAAGGACUUAGAAGACCAAUGCGAGGACCUUAUUCCAUGGACCAACCUCUGCAGCUUCUUCUCCAACAAAGCAAUGGGCGAGCCCAUCCAAGAACUUGGACCCAAUUGGUACAACACUUAUCCAUAUUCUCUAGAGCUCAUUUUUCACCGUAGAAUGAACGCUCACCCCUGUAGAGUCUACGACCCAAGCCAUGCUCUACUCUUCUAUGUGCCAUUUUUUGCAGGGCUAAAUGCUAUGAAAUGGCACUAUAGGACCAAUGUGAGUAACGAGCUACAAGACCAACUUGGUCUAGAAUUGGUGAGAUGGCUAGAUACUAAGUCCACCUGGAAGAAAAACCAAGGCAAAGACCAUGCCUUUGUGUUGGGUGAAGUUACUUAUAAUUUUAGGAGAAGUAAAAAUUCAACUUGGGGCACCAAUUUUUUGGAGUUGGAAGCUUUGCAAAACCCUACAAAAGUCUUGAUAGAGAGGCAUCCAUGGCACCCAAACGAUGCAGCAAUUCCCUACCCAACCUAUUUUCACCCCCGUGUGGACCAAGACGUAAAAUCAUGGCAAACAACUGCAAGUUCAUCCAAACGCUCCAAACUCAUCGCCUUCGCAGCUGGCACACGUGAGGGCCAAGUAGGAGCUCUAAGAGCUCGUUUGAUGGAGCAGUGCACACUUGCCGAUCAAACGUGCAACUUCCUGAAUUGCAGCCGAAGCGGCACGUGUGAGAAACCGGAGAGAGUGGUGAGUUUAUUCAUGGGGUCCGAGUUUUGUUUACAACCACCAGGUGAUAGCCCAACAAGAAGGUCGGUGUUUGAUGCUUUGGUGGCUGGGUGCAUUCCUGUAGUUUUCGAUCCUUUUACGGCGUAUUACCAGUACGCUUGGCAUUUGCCUGAGGAGAGAGAGAGGUGGUCUGUGUAUUUGGAUGGUAAGGAGGUGAGAGAAGGGAGGGUGGAUGUUGUUGGGGUUUUGAAGGGGGUGAGGAGAGAGGAGAGAGAAAGGAUGAGAAGGUUUAUUUUGGAGGAGGUGAUGCCAGGUUUGGUUUAUGGUGCUGAGAGGGAGGGACUGGAGGGGUUUAGGGAUGCCUUUGAUAUAACAGCAGAUGCUUUGGUAGAGAGAGCCAGAAGAGAGAGUGGAUUGUGA